GCCUCUCACGCUCCUCCUCCUCCGCCAUUACUCCAGGCUAGCCUGUUAGCUUCAGCUGCCACCGCUGUAAGUGUCCAGAGCCGCGGCUGUUCACGUUAACCGUCACUGUAACGCUGUCUGUUGAACGCACCGAGUGGACCGAACUCUGUCCAGUAAACAAAACAACCCGCCGUAAAGUGCUCCUUGGUGGCGUAGUUUAUGACGUGAUGGACAGCUAACUGGUGGCUAACGAUCCGGCUAGCUCCAGGAGCCGGGGGCAGGAGCUCCGGUGACGGACGUCCUCUGGUGCUGCUUCUCGUGCUCGUGGACUCGUCGAUUUGACCGCGUUCGCUUUGAUUUGGAGUCGUCGCGGACGGUACCUGUUAGCGGUUAGCUGAGUGAAUGAGCGGUUCGACUGACCCGGUUAAGAACCGCUAAAACCCGGGUGGUGAGGAUGACGGUGAUAAUGGGUCAUGCUGAGUGAGGGUUGGCAUUUCCUCCACGCCUAACGCAGCAGAAGUAGCAGCAGCCUGGUACCGGCCAGUCAAAGCGGACUCUCUGGGGGUUCGGUGGUGGAGGAUGGCAUUUCACGGCGCGGGCCGACAGAACGUCUGUGGGGACCUGUUCCCGGGCUCUGACCUGGGCCACAAGUAUUUCUGCGUCAACUCCUCCUGCGGAGCCCCCUCCACCGGCCUCAGCGCCACGCCGUGCCUGACCGCACCCACCGCGCCAGCCGGGACCCCUCGGCACCCCACGGCUCUUGGAGGAAGCACGGGUGGCGGAGCGGCAGUGCCUCAGCCUUACAGCAACCCGGCCAGCGAGGUGCCCAGCCCCGCAGAGAUGGAGCCGGACCGGCCCAUUGGUUACGGGGCGUUUGGUGUCGUGUGGUCAGUGACUGAUCCCCGUGACGGACGCAAGGUGGCACUGAAGAAGAUGCCCAACGUCUUCCAGAACCUGGUCUCCUGUAAGAGGGUCUUCAGAGAGCUGCGGAUGCUGUGCUUCUUCAAACACGACAAUGUUUUAUCAGCGCUGGACAUUUUACAGCCCCCACAAAUCGACUGCUUUGAGGAAAUCUACGUGAUAACAGAGCUGAUGCAGAGCGACCUCCACAAAGUCAUCGUGUCUCCUCAGCCUCUCACCACCGACCACAUCAAGGUCUUCCUCUACCAGAUCCUCCGAGGUCUGAAGUACCUGCACUCUGCUGGGAUCCUGCACAGAGACAUCAAACCUGGAAACCUGCUGGUCAACAGCAACUGUCUGCUCAAGAUUUGUGACUUUGGCUUGGCGCGGGUGGAGGAGCCUGACCCGUCACGUCACAUGACUCAGGAGGUGGUGACUCAGUAUUACAGAGCGCCUGAGGUGCUGAUGGGCUGUCGACACUACGGCUCGGCCAUCGACGUGUGGUCAGUGGGCUGCAUCUUCGCAGAGCUGCUGGGACGACGGAUCCUCUUCCAGGCUCAGAGCCCGAUUCAGCAGCUGGACCUGAUCACAGACCUGCUGGGAACUCCGCCUCUGUCGGCCCUGGCCUUGGCCUGUGAAGGAGCCCGAGCUCACAUCCUGAGGGGGCCACACAAACCGCCGUCGCUGUCGGUGCUCUACAUGUUAUCAGACGGAGCGACACACGAGGCCGUGCACCUGCUCUGUCGCAUGUUGGUCUUUGAUCCGGCUAAAAGGAUCUCUGGCAGCGACGCCCUGUCUCACCCGUACCUGGACGAAGGGCGUCUGCGUUACCACACCUGCAUGUGUCAGUGCUGCUACUCUGUUCCCAGCGGCCGAGUUUACACGCGGGACUUUGAGCCGGUGGCCGAGCGUCCGUUCAGCCACAGCUACGAGAACAGUCUGCUGUCCGUGUGGCAGGGAAAAGAGUUAAUCCACCGCUUCAUCACGGAGCAUCAGCAGGGCAAACGUGUGCCGCUGUGCAUCAACCCGCAGAGCGCCGCCUUCAAGACCUUCAUCAGGUCCACGGCGUGGCACUCGUCCAAGGUUUCCAGGAAGGAGGAGAGAUGAGCAGAUGAUUCCGAGCACUUUGUUCGUCUGCUUCUCCGUUCUUUAAAAAAACAAUAAAACAAAGUGUUUGAGGAGAUUUAAGAAAAAAAAAGAAAAAAAGAAGAAGCUCCCUCUGAAAAUCCUCAAAUCUUUUUCCCGACAAACGAUUCCUGACAUUGAAGAAGUGUUGUUAAUCUCCUGCUAGGAUUCUGACGCUCGACCAGGUUUUCGGUGCUGGAUUCUAAAAGUUUUUUUUUCUUGUUGUUUUUUUUUUAACGCUGCUCGAGGACGAGCGAGACGGUGAGAAAGACGUUUCAUUCUUUAUCCACUUUGAUUUUUGGUUUUGAGUCAUUCCAGCUCUGUGCAAUAAGGUUCAACAACAAGGCAAGGCAGAUCACUCUGAGGAACCGGAUCAUCCUCAUCCUCAUCCUCAUCAGCAUAUAAAAUCACCUUUUCAGAAAGCGUCGCUCACUGUGUUCCCGCUGCUCUCUGCCUUUGUGCGUUGACGCAGCGCUAAUAAUGCAACGUAACAGAUGUAGCAGGUUUUAACCACGCCCACUCUCCUCUGGCAGUGUUUUUUUUUUACUGCGACUUCUUCCGUACGAGACGGAGACGACAGCUGGACGUCGGAAAGGAAAAGUCGGGAACAGGAUUAUUCCUCUGUCUUUUCACCGUUUUAAAACCCGUGUUUUGCCAAAACUAGAAAAGUUUAGCUGCUUUGUUUUUUUUGUGGUUUCUUUGUCGACCUCCACGUGUAACAUUCGACCUCAGCGUGAACCCAUGAACCUGUGAACACAUGAACGCUUGAACACACCUUUCAAGUUGCCCUGCUGGGCGUCAGUGGAGAGGAAGAGGAAUCGUUUUUCCUGUUUUGUAAAUUUCUUAAUUUAUUGAGUGUUUGUUGAAGAGUGUAUGUCUCCGCCCCACCACUUUCACUCCGCCCCCUCUCUGUGUUUGUGGGAUUUGUGUUUGGGGAACUCCUCCCUUCACGUCUGAACCGCUGUUAUACCUCGUUUAGCAUCGCGCAGAGUCGCUCACGCAGAGUCGCUCUCGCCGCGCUGAGUCAUUCUCGCCGAGUCGCUCUCGCCGCGCUGAGUCGCUGUGAGGUUUGAAAAUAACCAUGUUGUCCAUGAAAUGCUGCUGUUUUGUUUUUUAGUUUUCUUCUGGUUGAGUUUUGGGGCUCAGAUGUCAGCUGUCAAUGAUCAGUGUUGAGAUGAGAUUCUACACUGUAAAAAGAGAUGCCGUUGUAUCUGCGGAGGUUUGUGAGGAGAUGAUUGACAGUUACCUGUCGACGCCCACUUCACUACAAGCAAUUCAGAAUCACUGCGGAUUGAAUUUUUUUUUGUUUGUUUUUUUAAUGAAAAAAAAGCUUAAAUUUUAAAAGUAGGUUAGACAAAUGUGCUGUGUUUUUAUUUCAAAAUAAAAGUGGUUACCAACGGUUUUAGCUGUUGACGCUACAGUUUGUUUGAUAAACCUAUAACUAAAUGUUCAUUAAACAAUGUGAGUCAGUCUCUUGAGAAAACACGAGAUCACACGAGAAAACACGAGAUCACGUGUUUUCCGAAGACGCUCAGGUGUGAAGUAACAAGUCCGUGAGCUGAAGUCAUCUUAAGGUUUAAAUGUUCAGGUUUCGUCUGUCGCUCAUUUUCUUAUUUCUGCGUAGAAGCGUUUACGUGACCACGAGAAGUUUGGCUCUUUUUCCACUUCAGGAACUUUGCCGGGAACCUUUUUUUCAGGAUCUCAGGAACUUUUACAUAAAAACGUCAAGUUGUGCUAACGGUGCCGGACGUUUGCGGGAAAAAAGGAAGAACGUAAGAAAAAGGAAACGUGACGCGGUUUUAUUUCCUGUUAUUUUGAACCUCAUGAGAGGUGAAGGAACCUUUGCUUCCUGGUUUCGGUUCCUGUGGCUCCUCACUUCCUGCUGCCAAGUGGAUCCGAUUUUUUUGCCACUGAGGGCCCUGCCCAGCACCUCUAGCUCCUCCCCCUCCAGGAUCAGAGUAGUGUAUAUCUGCAUGUGUAUAUUUAUUAUCCCGCGGAGAGUUUUUGGUUUAAAUGCUGUGCAAUGGUUGAUUUCGCGGACGAUGUCGGAAACGGACGUUUGGUCUUUUUUUUUUUUCAAUUGAAUUUUAUCUUUAGGGAGUUUUUUUUCUUUUUAUUAUUCCUUUUUCUUUCUUGUGAUUUUACCUUUUUAUCGAGUCCAGAGUCAAAAGUUGUGAUCGUUUGUUUGCUAAAGCAAGUUUAGCAUUUUUAUUAUUUCUGUGUGUGUAUGUGUGUAUAUAUGUAUAUAU
Messenger RNA from Solea senegalensis (Senegalese sole), 4253 nucleotides. It is a transcript of the gene nlk1, whose product is annotated as nemo-like kinase, type 1. Gene Ontology annotation, cellular component: cytoplasm; nucleus. The record is from RefSeq and is a predicted model, not a curated record. The transcript is spliced from 13 exons. Gene Ontology annotation, biological process: intracellular signal transduction; protein phosphorylation. Gene Ontology annotation, molecular function: MAP kinase activity; ATP binding. Lineage: Eukaryota; Metazoa; Chordata; Actinopteri; Pleuronectiformes; Soleidae. Bases 559 to 1986 code for a protein of 475 amino acids.